This is a messenger RNA of Larimichthys crocea (large yellow croaker), 1967 nucleotides long. It is a transcript of the gene hsd20b2, whose product is annotated as hydroxysteroid (20-beta) dehydrogenase 2. Gene Ontology annotation, cellular component: endoplasmic reticulum. Lineage: Eukaryota; Metazoa; Chordata; Actinopteri; Sciaenidae. Gene Ontology annotation, molecular function: oxidoreductase activity. The transcript is spliced from 11 exons. Bases 203 to 1150 code for a protein of 315 amino acids. The record is from RefSeq and is a predicted model, not a curated record.
GAUGUUUUAUGGAUUUCUGGAUAUUUGGGUCAGGUUCAGGUGCAUCGUGUGGCCUGCAGGGGUGUUUCCUUCACUUCAUGCUGGUGACAGCAGCACACAGUGAGAGGUGGGGCAGUGUGGGAGGAGCACACACAUUUCCUCUAAUAUAAAAUUAGGAUUGAGCUUUUGCAGCCCAUCGUUCAGUCCAGAGCUCUGCUGCAGGAUGUCGCUCUCUGCCGCGCUCGCCAUCGUCGGAGGGUUCUUGGUUGUUUUCCACCUGACGAGGCUCGUGUGGAGGUGUUGGUGUGGACUCAGACAGUUUGUCCUGUCACAGUUCUGGCAAGUGGACUUCAGGAAAUUUGGGCAGUGGGCAGUCGUCACCGGCGCCACGUCUGGGAUCGGUAAAGCUUACGCCAUCGAGCUGGCGCGGCGAGGCCUGGACGUCGUUUUGGUGAGCAGAUCUGAUAAAAAACUUCAGCUGGUUGCCAAAGAGAUUGAGGAUCUGUACGGACGGAAGACUCGCACCAUCCGAGCGGACUUCACGGACGGUCACAGGAUCUAUCCUGCGAUAGCUGAAGAGCUGCAGGGGCUGCAGAUUGGAGUUCUGGUUAACAACGUGGGAAUGUCCAUUUCCGAUAGUUUCACCUACUUCCUGGAAACACCAGACGCCGAGCAGAAGAUCACUCACAUCGUGAACUGUAACGUGCUGUCUGUGCCUCAGAUGACCAGGCUGAUUCUUCCCGACAUGGUUCAGAGAGGGACGGGCCUGAUCAUCAACAUCUCGUCUCAAGUGGCCGUCCGUCCACAGCCUCUGUUGUCCGUUUAUUCUGCCAGUAAGAUCUUUGUGACGUAUUUCUCUCAGUGUCUGCACGCCGAGUACAAGUCAGAGGGAAUUAUUGUUCAGUGCGUGACGCCCUUCAUGGUUUCCACCAACAUGACAAAAAACAUUGCGGUCAGCAGCUUCGUGAAGAGCGCUCCGAGCUUCGCCCGCGACGCCUUGAACACCGUCGGUCACUCCAGCUACACCAGCGGCUGCCUGUCCCACGCUCUCCAGGACGCGGCGCUCACACUCGUGCCGGACUGGGUUCUUAUGUCGUCGGUCUUCAUCAGAAAACUACGAAACCUCCCAAAACUCAAUGACGGACGAGCGUGCAGGGAGAAGGAGGAGUAGUCCACGAUGUGGAUUACAUGAUGUCACAGUUGUGUUUUUAAAUCACUGGACCUUUAAGUCUUUGGUUAGUUGAGAUAUUUCAUCUUGACUGUCACACUCCACAUGAGAACACAGAUAACAAUACUCAGUAGAGUUAGCAUAUAUUUACUUCUAUGACAAACAGCAGUUUAAUAUAUACACUUACAGAGCGUUGGUAUACAAGUGUCAGUUCUUUAAGGCUUUCUCAUUCACUGUUUUAACUGUCGAUGGAACAUGCCGAGCCAGGCGACCGAUGACUUAUUCAGCAUCUGUGUCCACGCGAGCGCCGCAACACUGUAAAACUAAAAGACAGAAACGCAGGAAGGUUUUACUCUGUACUUUGUAAGUAAGUUAAAUUAUUUUGAAUGUUAAAAUGUGAUGACUUGUUCUGCUUUCAUCAUCGUUGGUAACCAUCAGUGCAUCAUGAAGAAUGACGAACAUCCAAGUAACAGCUGUGCUGUUCUUCUUUCCGAGGUCGGAAGUACAAAACAGUUCAUUUCUUUCGUAAAGACUCGAGAUUAAACAGUAACAGGAAAACAUGAUCGCAGACGAACACGCAACAAAAACCUGAACGUCUUUGGGUCACCUGGUCCAGAGAGGCGAGCAGCAAAAAUGCAGUUAAUAAAAAAACUAUUAAAGUCAUCUGUUAUGAGAAAACACCACAAACUCGACAUGUAAUCCCUGAAAAUAUACACAGACGUUUCUAUAUCCCAUGUCUUAUGGCCAAAUUCCACCGGGCGCGGAUGAGACACGUUACGUGUACGGAGCUAAGUGCAAUUGAAGCGUCCCCGGUCUCCAC